AGCAGACGCAUCAGAGAUCGAAUUGAUGGUCUUGAAGAUCUUGGUAUCGUCCGCGAAUAUAGCAAUCCUUGAAUUGAAUGGACCGAGGAUGGACCCCUGCGGCACUCCUGAUGUUACUGGAAGCGGCCUCGACGUUGCUCCAAGAACGGUCGUUUGUUGA
This is a messenger RNA of Paramuricea clavata, 160 nucleotides long. The record is from the annotation of a GenBank genome assembly. Lineage: Eukaryota; Metazoa; Cnidaria; Anthozoa; Malacalcyonacea; Plexauridae.